AAUGCGGCAGCGCCACUGACUUCCCGAUGCUCUGGCGUCCGAGACCGACGCCGGUCUGGGAGCGGGAUGGAGCUGGACCGGAGGCUGCGAGCGGCUCCCACGCGUGGCAGCCGGGGGUCCGGGUGCUGAGUCCCGCCGGCGUGCGGCGAUAGCACGUCUCCCCCUGGCGCGUCGGGGGCGGCAGCCAUGGGCUCCCAGGACGUGCUGAGCGAGACCACCCGGCUGGCCUCCUCCAGCGCCCUGCUGCAGAUAUUGUUUCGGGUGAUUACUUUUGGCUUAAAUGCAUUUACUCUCCGCUAUGUAUCAAAAGAAAUGAUUGGCCUUGUGAAUGUAAGGCUAACACUGCUUUAUUCUACAAUUGUUUUCUUAGCCAGAGAGGCAUUCCGUAGGGCUUGUUUGAGUGGCAGCACAAAGCGAAAUUGGACCAAAACUAUUAAUCUUUUGUGGCUAACAGUUCCUUUGGGGCUGUGUUGGUCACUGUUCCUGGGCUGGAUCUGGCUACAGUUACUUGAAGUUCCUGAUCCUAACUCAGUUCCCUACUAUAAGAUUGGAGUAGUUGCAUUUGGUCUUUCUGCAGUGGUUGAACUUCUAGGAGAACCAUUCUGGGUUUUGGCACAAGCACAUUUGUUUAUAAGGCUUAAGGUAAUUGCUGAAAGUCUUUCAAUAAUCUCCAAAUGCAUUUUGACAGUUAUUUUAGUAGUGCUGUAUCCACAAUGGGGACUUUACAUUUUUUCUUUGGCUCAGCUUUUAUACACAAGUAUUCUGGUGCUAUGCUAUGUAAUGUAUUUCAUGAAGUUUUUGGGUUCUCCUGAAGCAACAAAGAAAUCUUUUCCAGUUUCUAGAAUGACAGAUCUGUUACCCAACUUGAUUGAAGACCAGACAGUGGUUGACUGGAAAGAGGCUAGGUUGACUUGGAGCUUCUUUAAACAAUCUUUCUUGAAACAGAUGCUGACAGAAGGUGAAAGAUACGUGAUGACAUUUUUGAAUGUGCUAAAUUUUGGAGACCAGGGUGUGUAUGACAUAGUGAAUAACCUUGGUUCUCUGGUGGCUAGAUUUAUCUUUUUGCCAAUAGAGGAGAGUUUUUACAUUUUCUUUGCUAAGGUGCUGGAAAGAGGGACGGAUGUAAAGCUACAGAAACAAGAUGAUAUUGCAAUGGCUGCAGCAGUGUUGGAGUCACUGUUAAAACUCGUGCUUCUGGUUGGCCUGAGCAUUACAGUUUUUGGCUAUGCCUAUUCUCAACUGGCUCUGGAUAUUUAUGGAGGUUCAAUGCUCAGUUCGGGAUCAGGUCCCAGUCUCCUGCGCUGCUAUUCUUUAUAUGUCCUGCUUCUUGCUGUCAAUGGAGUAACAGAAUGUUUUACAUUUGCUUCUAUGUGCAAAGAGGAGGUAGACAGAUUCAAUUUUGUUAUGCUGGCCUUGUCCUUCACAUUCUUGUGCGUCUCUUAUUUCUUGACUCAGUGGCAAGGCAGUGUAGGCUUUAUCCUUGCAAACUGCUUCAAUAUGAGUAUUCGAAUAGCACACAGCAUUCACUACAUCUACAAUUACUUCAAAGAGAGCUCUUACAGACCUUUGAAAGGGCUGCUACUCUCGCCAUCACUAAUUUUUGUUUAUAUUAUAAGUGGAGUAGUCACUGUUUUUUCAGAGAUAUUCUUGUGCUGUGAUAAAGGCUGGCUGGCAAGGCUGAUUCACAUCGUUGUGGGAGCUCUGUGCUUCGCAGCAACACUUAUCACUGUAUUCUUCACAGAGACCAAGCUGAUUAACUUUGUUAGAACGCAGUUCCUGUCACGAUAUACCAAGAAAGAAACUUAAAAUGAUUAUGUACGGAAUAAUUAUGUAUGUAUAUGUUUGCUACAAAGGUAUAUUUUAUAUAUAAAAUAUGCAUAGGAUAAGUUUUAAUGGCACCUUGUAAGGUUUCUUUAAAAAAAAAAAAAAAAAACCCAAACUCCCAUAGAAUAUUUUUAACACUGUGUAGCUGAAAUGGAAAUAUUUGGCAACCAGAUUCUAUUUCCAUUUUCAAAUAAUUUAAACUCAUAACAGGUUCCAACACAAAUUGUACCAACCCUGAGCCAGGUAAUUCUCCUUGUCAUUCUUAUCAAAGCUUUUUCCUUCAUAACAGUAUUGCCUAACUUUGUGUUUUAGCAGAAUGAAAUAACUAGGACUUACGCUGAUGCAAAUCUUCCUUUUGGGAUGCACCUAUUGUUACAAAUGGGACUGCCAAGUGUGACAGUGUCAAAGAGUUAGACUUGACCCACUUUUACACAACUAUCAAAUAUUGAACUGGAUGAAUGACCCUUCAGAGAAAGUGAGGCCACUUAAUUAUUAAGAAAAUAUAUUUACUUACCAGAGUAUUGACUAGUAUGCCAAAAAUAUACUACUUCAGUGUUCACUAAACUACACAAUAUUGUGUUUUGAAAGGAAGUUCUGCAAAUUGUAAGCCCUCUCUGUUCUUUCUCAUGGGUGCAAGUCACAGCUGAAAUUUCCCAAAGUCCAGAAGCUCAAUAGAGUUAAACUUAAAUUCUGUAACUUUUUUUAUCUCUAUUUUUAGUCAAUUUAUAAAUACCAGUGCAAACAAAAAUUUAAAUAAAAAUAUUC
Mauremys mutica (yellowpond turtle) is the source of this 2589-nucleotide messenger RNA. It is a transcript of the gene RFT1, whose product is annotated as RFT1 homolog. The record is from RefSeq and is a predicted model, not a curated record. Bases 187 to 1806 code for a protein of 539 amino acids. Lineage: Eukaryota; Metazoa; Chordata; Testudines; Geoemydidae. Gene Ontology annotation, cellular component: endoplasmic reticulum membrane. The transcript is spliced from 13 exons. Gene Ontology annotation, biological process: glycolipid translocation; dolichol-linked oligosaccharide biosynthetic process.